Molecule: messenger RNA, 711 nt
Organism: Labrus bergylta (ballan wrasse)
Lineage: Eukaryota; Metazoa; Chordata; Actinopteri; Labriformes; Labridae
Source: RefSeq, a predicted model, not a curated record
UGCUCUCCCAGCCGGCGGCGGCAGAGAGGGAUUUUCUAACCCGGGCUGCAGAUGCAGGGAGCAGGGCUGCAGAGUGAAACAGACACUGGUAGUCCGUAGGGAAGUUGUGGAAAGGAGGCUCGGCGCAACAUUUUAAACGCAUUCGAAAUAGUUUUGGAGUGUGUUUAUCGGACUCUCCGGGCGGUAACAUUUUCUUUUUUUUAGGAAAGUUUACUUUUUUGGGGGGUUCCUACAUCCGUGUGGUGAACAUGGGCUCCGUGCGCACACUCCCGGCCGGCCGGUCAGCGCUUCUUCUGGCGGGGCUGCUUGUAGCUCUGUGGCAGCUCUGCGGAGCAAGUUGUCCGGAGAAAGACUUGGAGGACCGGGAAGAGGAGGCCAACGUAGUUUUGACCGGCACUGUGGACGAAAUCACUAACAUGGACCCGGUGCACAAUACCUACUCGUGCAAGGUCAGAGUGUGGCGCUACCUAAAAGGAAAGUCCAACGUCAACAGAGAAAUCCUCCUGGCCGGCGGAAACAAGUUGAUGAUCGGCGGCUUCGGCAACCCCGGGAUCUGUGACAACCACGUGUCCACGGGGGACACCCGCAUUUUCUUUCUCAACCCUGCGUCGAAAUCCAUGGGCCCUGAACACAAGAACGAACUUAUGCUCAACUCCAGUCUGAUGAGGAUUACUCUGCGCAACCUGGAGGACGUGGAGCACUGCGUGGAAG